Corylus avellana is the source of this 1018-nucleotide messenger RNA. The record is from RefSeq and is a predicted model, not a curated record. NCBI's taxonomy places the organism in Eukaryota, Viridiplantae, Streptophyta, Magnoliopsida, Fagales, Betulaceae.
GAGCCCGUGUGCAACAAAUGGGUCAGUGGGACAAAUGACGAUUUUCUACUGUGGCAAGGUGAAUGUGUACGAUGGAGUGCCACCUGAGAAGGCACGGGCAAUCAUGCACCUUGCAGCAAGUCCAGUUCAGUUGCCUCAGGAUGAUACUCUAGGUAGAGCUGCAUCUCUUUGGUCCGUUCCAUGCCAUUUACAGGCAGCAUGUGAAAAAGAUCGCGUUAUUCCUACUAGUCCCGCAAUCGCACAUAUCAUGCAAGCAGAGAAGAUGACAGAAUAUUCUGAGCAGUAUAGGGAGAAAGGGAACACUUCUCGUGACCCUGAUGUAGAGGGUCAGGCGAACAGAAAAGUCUCACUGCAGAGAUAUCUCGAAAAACGGAAAGACAGGGGAAGAUUAAAGAGCAAGAAAAGUACGGGAUUGAUUACAUCGAGCUUGGAAACUUAUUUGAACCAUCAAGUAAGGACGCAUACCCCAAAUGGGAAAUCAAGCCGGAGUAACACGAGCUCUCCACCCCAGCAUGGCCUGCCGCAAGCCAUGAGUAGCUCUGUCGACAAUCAGCUAAAGAGUGCUGGUCUUGCCGUUGAUCUCAAUGACAAAGAUGUCCAAGAAUGCUGAGUUGGAACCACUUUCUAGGUCAGAUGGAGUUGGCAAUUAAAUAGAGAGCUCUACUUCUUUUGAUAACCACUAUGCCAAAUAUGAAAGAAGGGAAAGAGGCAACCAACUUGAUAGCCUCUUACGGGCCUGCCUUUUGCAUGAUUUUGGGCUGGCUCUGCAAACAGUGAAGUUUUUACUGUCUAUUUCUGGAGACACGGCUUGGAGAAUCCUCUUUUAUAAAUGGUAUGAGUUUACUCACCUGAUCAAUUUUGUAAUAUCAAGAAUCAUUUAGCCAUCCUUAGGAAUUUCUCUUUUUCGAGAGUAAGAUUUGGUAGUUGAGAUUAGAGCCGAAAGCAGCUAUUUUCUGUUCAUCAUGUAAAGGUAUGCUAUCUUUUGCUAUGCUAAUGGCUUAUUCUACAAGUUGAAGUA